UGUAAGCAGGGAUGGGCAUAAACCAUAUAUGCAUAAACUCCCAGGUGUGAACGUCCCUUUAAAUAAUUACUUACUUUGAAUUCCUGGCGGAGGUUUUUCCUGGUGGCCUGAUGUGAACCGUUUUUACCUCUUGAACAGAUGCAGUAUUCAGCUGACGAUGUCGCAGCGGCCAGUAGUCUGCAGUUCUUAACGUACCUAUGCGUGUCAACGGCCACAUUCUGGACCUAUUAUUAUGCUUGGUCACUUCACGAAGAGUGGACAUUCCUACUUCGGUCGCGCUGGAACAAGGUAAAAUGCCUAUAUAUCAUCACACGAAAUGUCCCAUUUGUCAUUAUCACCUUGGAUUUAUAUCUGUAUUUCACCCCGGACAACCAUUCCGAGAAAUGCCUGAUGUUGAUCAAUAUUUACUCAAGUUUCGGCUUCAUAUCCGUCGUUUGCUCUGAAUCCAUUUUUGUGCUCAGAACAUAUGCGCUCUGGAACAAUAAUAAAUUCGUUCUGGUAGCCACGGUAUGCACCGCUAUUACCUUUGUAAUAGCGUCCAUCGAUGUUGCUUUCACCACUAUUGCCGCCUCACAUGUUAUGACCAGCGCGAUUCCAGGCAUCACAGGCUGCUACCGGACCUCGCAUGGUAUCCAACUCUCCAUGCCGUUUCUUCUCUUGUUUGUAUUUGAACUGGGACUAAUCUCUCUCACAUUGAUACGUGCCAUGCAGAACUGGCGGACAGUCAACGGCCCCCUGUACACCGUCCUGGUGAAGCAUAAUAUAUUCUACUAUGCAUGCGGUCUGUUUCUUGCGGCCGUGAACGUCCUCAUGCCAAUGCUGUUUUCCCAAUACGCAAUUCACUCCGUCUUCGAAAACCUCCAGUUCUAUGUCCUUGCGAUCCUCGCAACCCGCAUGCACCUCCAUCUCUGGAAUGUCGGUCAGGACCUUCAUAUACGUGGCUCGGAUGCCCUUAUGCUUGCUCUUAUGUCCGACGCGCCACUACAUUUCUCUGAUGCCCCUGUGCUUACACCCAUACCCGAUGCGCCAACUGCAGACCAGACGGUAUGACCUCUUAUCAUGUGGCUUAUUCGGCGUCGUUUGGAAUACAGACAAUUAUAUAUGACCGGACUCUCGUCAAUACCCUCUUGCCCCAGUCUAUUAUCUGGGGACAGACGAUAUAUGUUACUUCCCACCCACGUAUACGCUGAUUUGUACUCAAGUCUGAUCAUAGCGUUUAAUUUUCACAUAG
This is a messenger RNA of Suillus subaureus, 1231 nucleotides long. RefSeq lists its product as uncharacterized. The transcript has 15 exons. Bases 139 to 1050 code for a protein of 303 amino acids. Lineage: Eukaryota; Fungi; Basidiomycota; Agaricomycetes; Boletales; Suillaceae. The record is from RefSeq and is a predicted model, not a curated record.